This is a messenger RNA of Saccostrea cuccullata (small rock oyster), 1447 nucleotides long. Its product is annotated as cytochrome P450 26A1-like. Gene Ontology annotation, biological process: sterol metabolic process. NCBI's taxonomy places the organism in Eukaryota, Metazoa, Mollusca, Bivalvia, Ostreida, Ostreidae. Gene Ontology annotation, molecular function: iron ion binding; monooxygenase activity; oxidoreductase activity, acting on paired donors, with incorporation or reduction of molecular oxygen. The transcript has 4 exons. The coding region runs from base 38 to 1447 and encodes 469 amino acids. The record is from RefSeq and is a predicted model, not a curated record.
UCAGAAUACUUUUAAAGAUUUUAUAAAUUAAAUAAAAAUGUUAGAAUUUUUUCUGAUUCUGUCUAUUUGCGUGCUUUUAUACAAGUAUUUAAAUCAGUACAAAGGGUGUGGUCAGAAAUUACCUCCAGGACGGAUGGGCAUUCCGAUUUUAGGAGAGUCUUUGCAAUUCCUUCAUAAAAAGGCAAAAUUCUUUGAGGGGAAAAGAAAAGAGCAUGGCAAUAUAUACAAGACGCACUUGUUUGGAAGACCAACAAUUCGCAUAUCAGGAAAGAAAAACCUGGAAAAAUUGUUUGCAGCCGAAAACAAACUUCUCCAAUGUGCUUACCCAACUUCCGUGUGGAAAAUUCUUGGAAAAAAUUCCCUCUCUUCAUCCACAGGCCAAGUGCAUGCAGAGAAAAAAAUGCAACUUCUAAAAUGUCUGUCUCCGGGAUUUUUUGACCAAAAUUUACCCAUGGUCUCUGACUUUUUGACUGGACGUAUUUAUGAAUGGUGCCGCAAGUCGUCCAUUGAGAUUUUUGCUGACUGCCAUUCUCUGUUUUUAGAGCUAGCUUCUACUUUCUUAGUCAGUAUGGAUAUGCCUAAAGAUGAAAGAAGAAAGAUACAGACACUUUAUCAUGAUAUCACUAACAACCUCUUCACUUUGCCGCUUAAUAUACCUGGAUUUGGCUUUUAUAAGGCGUGCAAGGCAAAAGAGGAACUAAAGAAUUUGUUCUUAAAGAGAAUAAAGGAAGAUGGAAAGAGCUGUUCGCAACAGUUUCCAGCUGUACUGGAAAAAUUUUGCAAAUCUCAAAAUUCAGAAUUUGACAAUGACGAUUUGUUAAAUGGCAUAUUUGAACUGAUAUUUAAUGCUGGAGAGACAACGAGUACGUCGGCCAUGUGUGCACUUAUCCAUUUAUCCAAACAUCCAGAAGUUCUUGAAAAGCUUCGACAAGAACUAUCGAACAUUGACCUUUUAGCUCCUCCCGAGGAAAAUAACAAUAGCGAGGUAGAGGUUACGGCAGAAAUCUUCAGCAAACUUCCAUAUUUGGAUUGUGUUUACAAAGAAAUACUUCGGGUGACUCCGGCGGUGGGCGGGGCUUACAGGAGAGUCUUACAGACCUUUGAACUCGAGGGAUACACUAUUCCUGAAGGUUGGACUGUGGUUCUUGGAAUUCGAGACACACAUGAACUGGACAAUAAUUUGGAAGACCCUUUAACCUUUAAUCCUGACCGAUGGAUGCAGGCCGAUUGUUCUAAGAUAUCCUUCUUUCCAUUCGCUAGCGGACCACGGAGAUGUCCCGGAAAAGGAUAUGCACAGCUAAUUUUAAAACUGUUUAUAAUCAAAUUAUGUCAGCAGUGUAACUGGACAUUAUCGGAACCCAAUCCGGAAAUGGUUGCCAUGCCAACACCUCGACCAAAAAACAAACUUAUGUGCAGUUUCAAUCAACGAGAGUAUAAUAAGGAAUAA